GAGACAGCUCAGAUGAUUCGGACAAAGGGAUGGUUCUCAAGCAGGACAGCUACACCAAGGACCAGCUGGCCCGCUACAGGGAUCUCGUCGGCUACGAGGACGUUCCGGCCCCCGUUCAGCUGUCGCCCGAGGACUUCGUGAUCAAGGAGACCGAAGUGGCUGCAGAUUUUGUUCGAGCAGCUCAAACGAUGGCUCGCGAGCUUCAGUGGUUGGCCGGGAGAUGUCGCCCGGAGAUCUUGUAUGCUGUGAAUCUUCUGUCUCAGGCCACCAGCAAGAACCACAAGGAGGCGGUUUACCGAGGAGGGCACUUGCUCAAGUGUUUGAAGCGCUACCCGAAAGGCGGCAUCUACUACACGUCCGAUCCACAGCUCACUCCCGAUGCUCGUGUUCAGUCUCCAGGAGUGGUGGUUGAAGGUUUCUGCGACGCUAGCUUUGCCCCGAACUCAGGGCGAAGUCAGCAAACCAUUAUGGUCUUCAUGAUGGGUGGAUUGGUCGUAUGGACCAGCAGUAGACAAGCCUUUGUGACGAUGUCUACCGCGGAAAGUGAAUUGGUGGCCAUUUGUGAAUUUGCGACCUGUCUGAAGUCAGUGGAACACUUGAUCGCGGAGGUGAUGUUGAAGGAUAACAUGAAGGUGAAUGAGGUGAUCAAGGCCAUCCACUCGGACAGCCAGGCGGCGUUGGCGGUGUGUCGAACGGCGGCUGGGUCAUGGAGGACAACACACUUGCGGAUCAGGGGCAGCCUGAUCCGUGAGCUCCUUGAGCAAGCGGACUGGACCGCCCACCACGUUGAUGGUCGCGUGAUGCUAACUGAGCUUGGGGCUAAAGCCUUGUCGGCUGACCGUUUUGGUUUUCUGACUGAUCGAAUAGGCGUGGUGAGAAAGCGCUGCCAGGAGGCCGAGGUGUCUACAGCCAAGUCAGAGCCGGUCAAGAAACUGUUUUUGCUUGUGUGGUUGGCCUCCCUGGUUGAGCAAGCAAGCGGUGCGUCAGCGCCUGAGUCUGAGGCCCAGGACUCCUUCGACUGCCAGUUCUUGCUUGUGUGCAUUAUUGCGGUCAUCGCGGUGUGGGAGUGCUUCAAGGGUGUAGUGGCGACUUUUCGUCUACGUUUGAGAAUGACGCCCCUCGCGGAGGAGUCGACUUGCGGAAGGGAUCCUGGUGAUGAUCCUGCAGUUACCACUUCUGAGGAGGAGAACGAGCCCAGAGCUGGCAUCUCUUCCUCAGCGCCUACAACUUCCCAGGGAAUGCAUCGGCGGAGAACUGUUGUCCCCGCCCCUACGGAGCCCUUGGGCGUGACGAGAGCGACCGGUGACUACAGCGUCCGACCUGCAGUCGGCAAAUGCGAUUAUUGGGAAUGGAAAGAGAAUGUGGUGAUCCGCUGGCACGCCAACCCCAUAGUACAGAUGUUUGUUCCAGGAGCUACAGCAUCCGGUCCCAAGCAGGACCAACUCACCCGGGAGCGCGAAACAUUUGCUCGCUUCGCGGACGGAGAGACGCAGCAUGUCGCCGACAACUACAGAAACCUGCACAAGCCUGCAAGGACCUUGGCAGAUCGAAAGUGGAAGGGUAGAACUGAGCUAAAGCUCGUUCCCGGCGCCCGCGCAGCAGGCAAGUAG
Messenger RNA from Symbiodinium necroappetens, 1610 nucleotides. The record is from the annotation of a GenBank genome assembly. NCBI's taxonomy places the organism in Eukaryota, Dinophyceae, Suessiales, Symbiodiniaceae.